AUGGCUGAGUCUCCGCUCGGAAGCCCUCGAGGAAGAUGCCCUCCUCCGGGAACAGAGACCCUCGACGUCUCGCUUCCCUGGGACCCAAGGCAGCCCCAGGAGGCGCAGGAGGAAAGCGCGCUCGGCCCUACACAGAAGGGAGCUCCGCCUUCUCAGGCUCGGGCGGAGCUGCGCACGCAACGCGAGGCGGCGCACAGUGAUGACGCCACGCCGGCGCUCGCUCGGGGGAAGCCCCACCCCCCACCCCAGCGCCCUGGAGACCGUCUUUCUGCAGCCCAGCGGAAGUUUGCUCAUUCGCUCAGAGACUUUAAGUUCGAGUUUAUUGGGGACGCCGAGACUGAUGAUGAGCGAUGCAUAGAUGCUUCCUUACGGGAAUUUUCCAACUUUUUGAAGAAUCUUGAAGAACAGAGAGAGAUCAUGGCAUUGAGUGUUACUGAGACCCUGAUUAAACCCUUGGAAAAAUUCAGAAAGGAACAACUCGGAGCUGUAAAGGAAGAAAAGAAGAAGUUUGACAAAGAGACAGAAAGUUACAGUCUAAUUGAUAAACACUUGACUCUCUCUGCCAAGAAGAAAGAUUCACAUUUGCAAGAGGCAGAUCUCCAAGUGGAGCAGACACGCCAGCACUUCUACGAACUCUCUCUUGAGUAUGUGUGCAAGCUGCAGGAAAUCCAGGAAAGAAAGAAGUUUGAGUUUGUGGAACCGAUGCUGUCCUUUUUUCAGGGAAUGUUUACUUUCUACCAUCAGGGGCAUGAACUUUCCAAAGACUUCAAUCACUACAAAAUGGAACUACAGAUCAACAUCCAGAAUACACGGAAUCGAUUUGAGGGAACCAGGUCAGAAGUGGAAGAACUUAUGAAUAAAAUCAGACAAAACUCCAAGGACCACAAGCGAGCAAGCCAGUUCACAGCAGAAGGCUACCUGUAUGUCCAGGAGAAAAGGCCGGCUCCGUUUGGGUCCAGCUGGGUCAAACACUAUUGCAUGUAUCGGAAAACAGCCAAGAAAUUCAACAUGAUCCCGUUUGAGCACAGGUCUGGGGGGAAACUGGGGGAUGGAGAGGUGUUCUUUUUGAAAGAAUGCACCAGAAAGUAUACCGACUCCAUUGACAGAAGAUUUUGCUUUGAUAUUGAAGCUGCUGACAGACCUGGCGUCCCCUUGACUGUGCAGGCGUUUUCAGAAGAGGAGAGGAAGCAGUGGCUGGAAGCUCUGGGUGGAACAGAAGCUAACCAGGCCAUUAACAGACAGCAGCAAGAAUGUGGAAAGACAGCUCAGUGA
Peromyscus eremicus (cactus mouse) is the source of this 1272-nucleotide messenger RNA. Its product is annotated as rho GTPase-activating protein 10-like. Gene Ontology annotation, molecular function: protein binding; GTPase activator activity. Gene Ontology annotation, cellular component: cytoplasm. The record is from RefSeq and is a predicted model, not a curated record. Lineage: Eukaryota; Metazoa; Chordata; Mammalia; Rodentia; Cricetidae.